AUGACGGAAAAAAUUUCAUUGUCGCCAUUUGGAUUUUUUGGUACACGUAAUUCGUCUAAUACGGUACCAAAAGAUCACCCUACUGACAUUGUGAUUCAUAAAGAUAAAAAGCAAGAAACGCAAGAAACUUAUCAUGGAGACAUAAUGUUUGAUAUGAAACUUUCAGAGACAAUUCCUAUUAAAGAAGAAAAAAAUCUUAUAAUAUCAGAUAUAAUUUUUAGCGAUGGGCAAAUCCAUAUUCUAAAAGAUGCUAAUAAAAUAAGUUUAUCCCAAUUUGUUAAUAAACAUAAACUUCUUUAUGGAUGUUACUUUACACCCAAUAAGUUGAUUGAAAGAGUUCCUCAAAAACAAGCAUUUCAGCUUAAAGAAGGAAACACUGUUAAAAUAAAUAUGGUUGAUAAAGGUCUGGAGCGAAAUAAAAUGAAAUGUAAAAAGGGAAUUGAAGAAAUAUUUGCAAAAAAUUUUGUCUUAGAUGGCAAUGUCAACAUUCCUUUACCCUGGGCUCUUACUUCAUUAGAAUUUGGUAUUGAUAUUAAAAAUUCUAAUGAAGAGAAAUCAAAUAUGGAAGAAUCAUAUGAAUACACAUAUGUAAAUUUGGCCAAGUGUAGUAUAUUCAUUUCGCAUGAUGAUAUUGAGCCAACGAAAGAAUUUAUUGAUGCCAUUGAAAAUGCGCUGAAACAGCAAACAGUUGAACAAAAGUUGAAUGCAAUUAAAAUAAUAUCACAAGAGUUUGGAUUUAUCUGUAAAAUUCAAAAUCAAGUUGACUUACACAGCAAAACAUGUACUGAUUCUAAGGAAAUUAACUACGACGUCUUUUUAUCGUAUAACGCUAACGAAAGCUCAUCAAAUUCAACAAAUUGUGUUAGCGAGAAGUAUAGAGUAGUUGGAGGUGAUGAGACAAUUAUGCCAGGUAUUGAUGACACUGAAAACCAAAAGAAGUGGUUAAAAACAUUACGUCAUUUUGACAAAUGGAAACCUAUUAAUUAUUCAGAUAUCAUAAUAGUCUAUGAACUAUUGGAUAAUAAACUACAAGCACAAUUGCUAGAAUUACUUGGGCACGUGGUGCUUCAUUCUGGUACAAAUGAAGUAGCAUUUGACAACAAAAACAUAAUAGAGCCAAAAAAAAUACGAAUAGUUAUCCCAGAAAAUAUUCUUGAUAACAUGGAAAAUAAUCAUAUAUAUGCAACAAUUGAUAAUACCGAACACAUUCAUGAAAUUUUCUCUGUUCAUUUUAAAUCUCCGUUAACAUUUAUGCUGAAUAGUUACACUUUAAAAAAUCUGGUGCAAAGAUCUUAUGACAAUUUUGAACCAUGUUAUAUCGAAAAGAAUGUAGAUCAAGAUCCUUCCAAGGAAGUUGAAUGCCUCGAUUGUAAAGUUCACUUAAGCAUUAUCAACGCAAAACAAGAACGUAAUGAAAUGAAAUGGACAGAAUAUGAUGGGCAUUCAACAUAUAAAGGCAAAGAAUGGGAUAAAUGUUCUAUGGAAGGAAAUCUAUUUUUAAGCACUUUAUAUAAAAAAUACCCUGAAGACU
Messenger RNA from Racocetra fulgida, 1531 nucleotides. Lineage: Eukaryota; Fungi; Glomeromycota; Glomeromycetes; Diversisporales; Gigasporaceae. The record is from the annotation of a GenBank genome assembly.